ACAUCUUAUCCCAUAAAACCCCAUCUCCUAUCAAUCCGUUUCUUGCCCAUCACCACAACCACAAUGGCUCAAACAGCUCUCUCUCAACUCCUGGCACUCGCUCCAUUUCUCUUCCUCCUCCUCCUCCGCAUCAAUGCUCAAUCCUCCACAGCUCCAGCCCCAGCCCCAGAAGGGCCAAUCAACACAACCGGCAUUCUUGACAAAGCUGGCGGAUUCAGCACUUUAAUUCGCCUCCUGGAUGAGACACAAGGAGGCAAUCAAAUCGACAACCAACUCAACAAUUCCCACGACGGGAUGACUCUCUUGGCACCCACAGACAAUGCAUUCCAAAACCUCCCAGCAGGUGCACUCAACAAGCUUUCAGAGCAACAAAAAGUUCAACUUAUUCAGUACCACGUUAUACCUAAAUACUAUACCUUAACGAGUCUUCAGACAGUCAGCAACCCUGUCAGAACCGAAGCUUCCGGCCAAGAUGGGGGCGUUUUCGGCCUGAAUUUCACCGGCCAAACCAACCAAAACCAAGUCAAUGUAUCAUCUGGGACGGUUAAUACUCCAAUCUAUAAUGUUGUGAGGGGAAAAUUUCCUUUGGCUAUUUAUCAAUUAGAUAAGGUUAUGUGGCCAAUGGAAUUCAAUGAAUCCAAGGCUUCUGCUCCUGUCUCAUCUCCACCAACUUUGAACUCAACCAGGAGUGGUUCUGGUGAUGGAAAUACUACUGCAGAAACGCCUUCUACUAAAAGUGAUGCCAAAAGUACGACUGUUGGCUUGAGUCUGAUUUCAGGGCUUUGGUUGCUUUGCAUGGGGGUGCUGUUUUGAGGAGGAGAGAUACGAAAAUAUAUACUUCUGAGGUCUGAUUGGCUACAAGGAUUCGUGGUAUAAGUUGCUUGAGCUGGGCAUUUAGACCUUAUAUAUCUCUGCAUAUUUUCAAUCUGUAUUCCAUUGUUUCUUUUCUUCGGCAAUUACCUCUGUUUUCAUUGUUUUGUACAUUGUAUCUAUCUGAUUUUGCAAAGAUUUUUUUUACUUUAUUGGUGUACUUACAAUGAUCAA
Molecule: messenger RNA, 1044 nt
Organism: Coffea eugenioides
Lineage: Eukaryota; Viridiplantae; Streptophyta; Magnoliopsida; Gentianales; Rubiaceae
Product: fasciclin-like arabinogalactan protein 13
Exons: 1
Coding region: 64-813 (249 amino acids)
Source: RefSeq, a predicted model, not a curated record